This is a messenger RNA of Triticum turgidum subsp. durum (durum wheat), 390 nucleotides long. The record is from the annotation of a GenBank genome assembly. NCBI's taxonomy places the organism in Eukaryota, Viridiplantae, Streptophyta, Magnoliopsida, Poales, Poaceae.
AUGGACCUGAGGUUUUUGUCAUAUCAUUAUGUGCCUUUGAAGGUCAUUGGACUAGCGAGCAUGAGCUCUUUUACCAAAACAAUUGAUCUGGCAAGGUUGAGUCAUGAGAACAUAGCAAAGUUUCUGGGCUAUUGCAGAGAGAGUGACCCAUUCUCGAGGAUGUUACUCUUUGAGUACGCAUCAAAUGGGACCCUGUACGAGCACCUACACCAUGGAGAAGAGGCCCAAUUCUCUUUGCUCAAACGAAUGAAAAUAGCCAUCAGCAUCGCCCAAGGUUUAAGGUAUCUGCACACCGAGUCGCAGCCGCCUUUCGCUAUAUCAGAGCUGAACUCCAAUUCAGUAUACGUUAUAGAAGAUUCUACCCCCAAGGCUGACGACGUCGUCUACUGA